UCUCCAAAAUCCGAAACCCGAAGCCGAAGAUGGAAACGUCGACGGUGGCGAAUCUCCUCCCUCUCGCCUCCGUGUCUCAGCAACCUUAUGUCUCUGAGCUCCUCUCCUUCACUCUCGAUCGCCUCCACAAGGAGCCUGAGCUUCUUCGAGUAGAUGCGGAGAGGAUUCAGAGGCAAAUGCAAGAGGUAGCGGUGGGGAAUUACCGAGCAUUUAUAGCUGCAGCUGAUGCAUUGCUUGCAAUUCGAGAGGAAGUUUCUUCUAUUGAUAGACAUCUUGAAUCUCUGGAUCCAUUCGCAUACAUCAAUUCACUGCUGAACAUGCUGAGAGACCAAGAGCUUAGAACUCUCUGUCACAGGAUAAUGACUAAUGGCAUGUACAAGAGCCCAAUGCACAGGGUGGUGACAAACACAGAAAGGUUGAGAAUGUCUUUAGCCUCAUUCAUUGAACCAGAGCCGGAAAGAGAGGUAGGACCGGUGGAGGAUUUGAUAGACGAGCAAAGACCGAGGAUAUAUCGCAAUGUGAAAGAUUAUGGUGCUAUCAACUAUGAGUGCUAUCAGAAAGGGUUGGUAGCACUUGAAACUGUUAGAGUUUAG
Molecule: messenger RNA, 593 nt
Organism: Pistacia vera
Lineage: Eukaryota; Viridiplantae; Streptophyta; Magnoliopsida; Sapindales; Anacardiaceae
Exons: 5
Coding region: 30-593 (187 amino acids)
Biological process (GO): intra-Golgi vesicle-mediated transport
Cellular component (GO): COG complex
Source: RefSeq, a predicted model, not a curated record